GGACGCAGCCACUAAACACAUCGACCAUGUCGCUCAAGUGUUUUAUAUUAUUAUUUUGCUUAUUUUUAUUUCAAGCAACGGGGCAGACGACAAAUGGGUUUGAGAGUACAACCUUAGAAGGGACCACGGAGUCAACUAACGAGACAGAGGAAAUAAUUACGCCGUGCAUCGGCGAGGGCUUAUGGCAGUGUGAAAACGGUCAAUGCAUUUCUAACACAACGUUGUGCGACGGUUCGAUCGACUGCAGGGACGCGUCCGACGAGUACAGGAAGACUUGCAAGAACGGUUCAAAUCCGAGACCCUUGUUCGGACUACUUCUGCACUGCAUGUCCUGGUCCGAGAAUCACGAGAAAGUAUGCCCUCAAAUCUGCCACGACGCACCGGAGUUUUGUUACUACGCUCUUAUAGCUGAAAAUGAAAAGGACCACGGUCUAUGUGUUUUGCCAGAGUAUCCAGAGCACGGUUCUUACAAUAUUAUACCGUUCAAGAAUGAAAACUCCUCAACCAACUUUCGUCUGCAAUACGACUGCAAGGAACCGUUUGUAAUAGUGGAGAAAGAAAUACACGAGUGCAUUGGCGGCACCUGGUACAAUAAUACUGACAACCGUUAUUGCUCAAAGGCUUGCGAACUUAGUUCUUACAAGAAUAACAACUAUACUUUUACCUGCCCAAUGGAUAUACAUGGAAAUAACACAUGCAAAAACUACAUGGCCAUCAAUACCACUGUUAGUGUAAAAAAAGCGUAUGAUGAUCCCGAAGAUCAGACAACGUACGUGAAGAACGUCACUGUGGAAUUAUUCUGUCACUCUAGUAGCCAGUUAAUCAACAUAUCUAAGGACUGUGUCGAUGAGGUGGACAAACGACAGCAGGCUUUCGAAAGUCCGACCAUGACCAAGUUGACCCAAUAUGAGGCUGACUUCAACAAGUUCAAAUCUAAUGAUACUGCCAAUGCUGAAUUUAAAGAUUUGGUAGAUAAGUUCAAUGCAUUUAAUAAAGUGGUUCGGAAUGAGUUGAACGAGAUGCAAAUAAUGGCCGAAAAAUGUAAUAUGUCACUAGAUUUGUUACUGUCGCAUCUGCAAUGGAAAAAAGAUAGAGGAAUUGUGAAUUAAUAUUGUGAACGGUUUUUGGCAAUCUAGGUGGCGGUAGCAAUCUUCAUUUUAAGAAAGAAAAAAUAAUGUUAUGGAUACGUAUUGUGUAUUUCACAAUACAAUAGACAUACAUUAUUUAUCUCUCCCUUAGUGUUUGUAUAAUAUAGUUGUUGUUACUCUGUGGCUGACAUGCUGAUGUCAUAUUUUAGCUAUACUCUGGUUUAUUUAAUAUAUAUUUACAUAUAUGUAUGUCUAUUUUGUAUUUCGUAUACAUAUAUUCUGUCUUCUUUAUAUUUAAGAGCUGUGCUCUUGCCGGUGGAGCAAUCUCCAACUCGUCCGGUCCUCUGCCAACUCCUUAACCUUCUGGUAUGACACAACCUGAACCUUUUCUUUUAUUUGGUUGAAAUAAUUUAUUCUCGGUCUUCCUCUUCCUCUCUUUCCCUCUAUUUUUCA
Messenger RNA from Cydia fagiglandana, 1541 nucleotides. RefSeq lists its product as uncharacterized. The coding region runs from base 27 to 1109 and encodes 360 amino acids. NCBI's taxonomy places the organism in Eukaryota, Metazoa, Arthropoda, Insecta, Lepidoptera, Tortricidae. The transcript has 7 exons. The record is from RefSeq and is a predicted model, not a curated record. Gene Ontology annotation, molecular function: protein binding.